UGGUUGAACUUGUACCUUAAUCAUAUUAUAGCUGCAGGCGCGGAGUAAGUGCAGCUCAUGUUCGGGUAGCGGGACUUGAGUUAACACUGCAGCACCCCCCUGUGACCUAGGCCCUUUUACUCUGUAUGUUUGCGGGGGGACAAGAAAGCUUCAGUUGAAGGGAAGCUCCACCGCAAAACUCGCAACAAGCCAGGUAGAGUCGUGAGACGAGGUCCUCAAUUUCACGUCACACGCGACUAUUGCAAGCAAGCCGACUGCUAUUCUGUUUUGUCGUUGGACGCCUCUGGCUUCACUCGCCUCAGCCCCGGGCAAAAUGAGACCUCCGGCGAAACUCUUCAUACGCCGGCCAUGUCGCAUGCAAGCUCCCACGUCGCGCUUCUUCCACGCAUCGCCGCCAUUCUCCGGUGCGACCCCUAGCUCAGAACCUCUCCCUAUCCCAGCGCGGCCAGCUACAGCUCCUCGGCCCAACAUUGACAUCAAGCAUAUACGGCAGAACCCAGCCCUGCACCAGCAAAACUGCAUAGAAAGGAACUACGCACCGCAGAGCGCCUACCCUGCGCGCAUAAGCGCCUUGCACCAGCAAUGGACGGAGCACCAGAAGGAAGCAAGGCAUCUACGCGAGCGAAGCAACCUGUUGCGGAGGCAGAUUGCGAACCCCACAGCCACACAAGAUGACGACGCCCCAGCGAUAGAGCAGCUGAAGGACAUGAGCAAGGAACAGCUGCUCGCCGAAGCAAAACAGCUGAAGGAGAAGUUGGCCGUCGUCGAGCAAAGCGAGAACCGUCUCACCACCGAGAUCGACGACCUGGCGCUGCAAAUACCAAACCUGACGAGUGAGGCAACGCCGCGAGGCCACGAAGCUGUCGUCUUGUCAUACAUCAAUGAUCAUCCCGAACCUGAGCCGUCAGCCUCGGACAGGGUCUGGCGUUCGCAUGUGCACAUCGGAUCAGAACUCGGCCUGCUGGAUUUCGCCGGUGCAGCAACAUCCUCGGGCUGGGGCUGGUACUACCUUCUAGACGACGGCGCGCAGCUGGAGCAGGCUCUGAUCAACUUCGCCCUGUCAGUCGCCACGAAGCACGGCUGGAGGCAGGUGACUCCUCCUAGCAUCGUCUAUGGCCACAUCGCUUCGGCAUGCGGCUUCCAGCCCAGAGAUCAGAACGGCGAGACGCAAAUCUACGCCCUUGCACAGUCGCAGGCAGACCGCGAUCGGGGAAAGCCCGAGCUGGUGCUUGCGGGCACCGCAGAAAUACCGCUUGCAGGCAUGAAGGCGGAUACCACCAUUGAAGAGAGCGAUCUGCCCACGAAGCGUAUCGGUGUCUCGAGAUGUUACCGAGCUGAAGCUGGCGCUCGAGGCGUCGAUACCAAGGGCCUGUACCGGGUGCACGAGUUCAACAAAGUCGAGAUGUUUGCUUGGUCGCACCCGGAUAUGGACGCAACGACCGAGAUCUUCGAUGAGAUACUCGACAUACAGACCGAGAUCCUACAGAUGCUGGGUCUUCAUUGCCGGAUCCUUGAAAUGCCAUCAACGGACCUGGGUGCUUCUGCCAUGAGGAAGUGCGAUAUCGAGGCGUUCUUCCCGUCGAGGAGGCAGAAGGAUAACGGCUGGGGUGAAGUGACCAGCGUCAGUAUUUGCACAGACUACCAAACCAGGAGGCUUGCCACGAAAUUCAAGUCGGCCGGAAAGGUCUUCUACCCCUGGACGGUCAAUGGCACCGCUCUGGCCGUACCUCGAGUUCUUGCCGCCAUACUUGAGAACGGAUGGGACGAGUCGAACAUGACUGUCAAAUUGCCAGAGUGCCUAUGGGAACACAUGGGCAAGGAUAGUAUCGGGCUCAAACAUCGUUAAAAUUUGACUUGAGAAAAGAAAUUUUGUAAAGUAGGGAAUUUGUAAAAUACGACGAACGUAUGACACGGGGCAUAGGAUGUCGGGCCCAUCUGCAAAGUCUGACCACUAAUACUAAUGACAAGAAUGAUAUCACCACAUUAAGCCAUGCCAAGAUAU
This is a messenger RNA of Truncatella angustata, 2002 nucleotides long. RefSeq lists its product as uncharacterized. Gene Ontology annotation, biological process: mitochondrial seryl-tRNA aminoacylation. Gene Ontology annotation, cellular component: mitochondrion. The record is from RefSeq and is a predicted model, not a curated record. The transcript has a single exon. Bases 314 to 1846 code for a protein of 510 amino acids. Lineage: Eukaryota; Fungi; Ascomycota; Sordariomycetes; Amphisphaeriales; Sporocadaceae. Gene Ontology annotation, molecular function: serine-tRNA ligase activity; tRNA binding; ATP binding.